This is a messenger RNA of Wickerhamiella sorbophila, 1212 nucleotides long. RefSeq names its product RAB6A-GEF complex partner protein 2. The record is from RefSeq and is a predicted model, not a curated record. Gene Ontology annotation, biological process: retrograde transport, endosome to Golgi. NCBI's taxonomy places the organism in Eukaryota, Fungi, Ascomycota, Dipodascomycetes, Dipodascales, Trichomonascaceae. Bases 1 to 1212 code for a protein of 403 amino acids. Gene Ontology annotation, cellular component: Ric1-Rgp1 guanyl-nucleotide exchange factor complex; Golgi membrane. The transcript has a single exon.
AUGCACGUCGAGGCGGCCAUCGACGGCCCGCUCAUUUUUGUUGGCGACACGCUGUCUGCCAAAAUCAGCUUCACUCCACAGCGAUCGAGGCGAAGGUCCAGUGGAACUGGACAAUCCGACAGCACUCCUGUUCACUUGCUUGCCGGUUAUGCAAUUGUUCAAGGAACGUUUCGUUUAGGAGACCAGAUACUACCCGAAAGCUUCGAAGCUACCCGUAAUAGCGGGGUGGUUGUUGGAAACCAUGGUGUAGAGUAUGGAUAUGGGUCAAUGCCGCAAUCUGGUCUUCUUUCUAGCAUGUGGGGUGGUUUGCGGAACUUGGUUGCGAAGCAGCCGGAGGACGACUUUGAUGAGGCACAAGACAUAUAUCCAGUUUUCAAUACACCUCAGCAGCUGCUGUUUACGGAUUUGGUUGUAAAACAUCCGGUGAGUUUUGAUUUUGUUGCCGAGUUGCCCUCUAACUUACCCCCAACUUACCGGUCGCGUGCGUUGUCGAUUUCUUAUCAACUUGUAAUUGGGUUUCAGCAUUUUGUCAAUGAUGCGCCAGAACCAACCCAAUUGUUCCUUCCAUUCAGGGUUUACCCAUUGGGAGCUGCUUCAUCGUUUGAUCUAACCAAGCCAUUGACGCCUGAGACAGCACCAACUACAAAAUCGCAAACAAUGCAAGAUUUUAUUGACAACUUUGUUAAUGAAUCACAGUCAUCUAGCCCCGCAGAAAAGCCUGCUCAGCAGCUUUCUUAUAAUGUGGCUAAAAAUGGCGAACAAAUCGCUACUGUACAUUUUGCCCGCUCUCCCGCUCGUAUUGGCGAUGCCAUUGAGGCCGUCGUCGAACUUGCACAGCCAUGCCUUCAUCUCACCGCUCGCCUAGAGCUUUGUGAAGUCAUCGAUGAGGAGAUUGCUGCUGGAGCAGCUCAGGCAUAUCAAACAUUCACGCGCCAAACCAUGGCCACAACUGCCCUCGACCGGGUAGCCCUGCAUCUCCCGCUAUUACAUGGCACAACCCCACUAUUGAAUACCAAACAAAUCCAAUCAUCAUGGUCGUUGAGGCUGGAGUUUGUUGGCCUAGUCGGAACUUACUAUUCCGACAGUAGCGAACAAGAAAAAAUCGCCAAAGCCAGUCUCAAUACUGAGGUAUUCUCUUGCCGACUGCCUAUUUCGGUGCUGGCACCGGACUCUGGCGGUCACGGCACCAGUAAAAGCUGGAGUAUUCAUUAG